This is a messenger RNA of Betta splendens (Siamese fighting fish), 3498 nucleotides long. RefSeq names its product kelch-like family member 2 (gene klhl2). Lineage: Eukaryota; Metazoa; Chordata; Actinopteri; Anabantiformes; Osphronemidae. The coding region runs from base 321 to 2138 and encodes 605 amino acids. Gene Ontology annotation, molecular function: protein binding. The record is from RefSeq and is a predicted model, not a curated record. The transcript is spliced from 15 exons.
AAUAACAGGUACCCUCGUCCGUGCGCCCCUCGCGCCCAUAAACAGCCAGCGGGCGAGAAGGGGACGCGUCGGAGCCCCGUUGCACCCCCUCCCUGCGCGUCUUUUGUGCCGCCGGGGCCGCGUGAGGCUGCGGUCCGCCGGGCGCAGCCGAGCCGCCGGGGCGAAUCGCAACGUGUUUGCACAGUGUCACCGCGGCUGUGUUUCUAUGAAGCAGGGCUCUUUGAUGGGGCUGCCGUCAGCCCGUGUCCCCGCCUCUGGACAGACGAUCGCCGUGAUUUACGCCUGAGUUUACGCACUGAAGACAACACUGUGGAUAUGGCAUGGUGCACGCUGCUGGGCCAAGUUUUCAGCCUCUGAAAAGCGCCGUAGUCAUGGAUAGUCAUCCGCUGUGCACUAGACUUUGUCCACACACUUUGGACAAAGAAGAUGGAGUGGAGAGGCAAGGCCCCGUCACCCUGAACCCUCGGCACAUGAGGAAGGCGUUCAAAGUCAUGAACGAGCUGCGCAGUCAGAGCCUGUUGUGUGACGUGACCAUAGUGGCGGAGGAUGUGGAGAUCGCAGCUCACAGAGUGGUCCUGGCUGCUGGGAGCCCGUAUUUCCAUGCCAUGUUCACAGGGGAGAUGGCCGAGAGCCGAGCGAAGCGGGUCCGGAUCAAGGAGGUGGACGGUUGGACCCUGGGCCUGCUGGUCGACUACAUCUACACAGCAGAGAUACAGGUCACCGAGGAUAACGUGCAGGCGCUGUUGCCUGCGGCCGGGCUGCUCCAGCUCAACGAGGUCAAAAAGGCCUGUUGUGAGUUCCUGAGCUCCCAGCUCCACCCGUCCAACUGUCUGGGCAUUCGGGCCUUCGCCGACCUCCACGCGUGCUCCCAGCUCCUCUCGCAGGCCAACAGCUACGCAGAGCAACACUUCAGCGAGGUGGUCGGCAGCGAGGAGUUCCUCAACCUGGGCAUGGAGCAGGUGUCCAGCCUGAUCGCCAGCGACAAGCUCACCAUCCCCACGGAGGAGAAGGUCUUCGAGGCGGUGAUCGCGUGGGUCAAUCACGACAAAGACGUGCGCCAGGAGCACUUGGCUCAUCUGAUGGAGCACGUCCGCCUGCCGCUGCUGUCCAGGGAGUACCUGGUGCAGCGGGUGGAGGAGGAGUCGCUGAUCAAGAACAGCAGCGCGUGCAAGGACUACCUGAUCGAGGCCAUGAAGUACCACCUGCUGCCGGCCGAGCAGCGGGCGCUGAUGAAGACGGCGCGCACGCGCGCGCGGACGCCGGCCUGCUGCCCCAAGGUGAUGGUGGUGGUGGGAGGCCAGGCCCCCAAGGCCAUACGCAGCGUGGAGUGCUACGACUUCGAGGAGCAGCGCUGGUACCAGGCGGCCGAGCUGCCCACCAGGAGGUGCAGAGCAGGCGUCGUGUACGUGGCCGGGUGCGUGUACGCGGUCGGGGGCUUCAACGGCUCCCUGCGCGUGAGGACGGUGGACUGCUACGACCCGAUGGCGGACCGCUGGACCAGCGUGAGCAGCAUGCAGGACCGCCGGUCCACGCUCGGCGCCGCCGUGCUCAGCGGGCUGCUGUACGCCGUGGGAGGCUUCGACGGCAGCACAGGCCUGGCGACGGUCGAGGCGUACAACUCCAAGACGGACGAGUGGUUCCACGUGUUGCCCAUGAGCACCCGGCGUAGCAGCGUGGGAGUGGGCGUGGUCAGCGGCAUCCUUUAUGCAGUUGGAGGUUACGAUGGAGCGACCAGGCAAUGUUUGAGUACAGUAGAAGCUUACAACCCGAAAAGCAACACAUGGAGCUACAUCGCUGAGAUGGGCACGAGACGCAGCGGAGCAGGUGUGGGUGUGCUGAAGGGUUUACUCUAUGCAGUGGGGGGACACGACGGCCCGCUGGUGAGGAAGAGCUGUGAAGUCUAUGACCCGGCCUCCAACGCCUGGCGCCAAGUGGCCGACAUGAACAUGUGCCGGCGCAACGCGGGCGUGUGUGCUGUAAACAACUUACUGUAUGUGGUGGGAGGAGACGACGGCAGCUGCAACUUGGCCUCUGUGGAGUUUUACAAUCCCAACUCGGACAAGUGGACGCUGCUGCCGAGCUGCAUGAGCACCGGACGCAGCUACGCAGGUGUGACUGUGAUUGACAAGCCGUUAUGACUGCACUGACACCUGCCACUCAUCCGGAGCAGAGCGCAUUCUGCUGAAUUCUGAUCUUGGAUCUGUCUGUGAUGCCGGUACUUCGAUGUUGGGCAGCAUUAGCGCAGGCACCGGCACAGGUGAAGAGCGUGACGGCAUUGUUGUUUUUCAGCCGCGGAUAAUGAAGAUUUUUGCACUUAACCAGCGUUCGUUGGUGGGGCGGGGUCGCGAACCCGCGUUUUAAGCCCCGCUCGGCGGGAGUCGCAGCAGCAACUGGACGCACCAGUUUGAAGCACGGGGAAUACCACUGCAGUGCCAUGUAUAUGUACCGAUAUGAAGCUACUAUAACUGCAAAGUUAAUUUAGCAUUAGCAAUGUUAACAGUAGUCCUGAGAACGACCACUGGUCUAAUGGGAGAGGGAGGGAGGCAGAGAGGGACCGUUUAGGACUGGAACCGUUGUUUCUCCUCUCCUCCCGUGUGGAUGCGUGUCUGUGUGUGUGCGUCUGCUUUCAAAGGUGCUCUAUUGCGUGCACAUACGAACAUGCGUGAUCGUGUGCACACGAGUCUCUGUGGUGACGCCGGGUCCGACACAGCAUGAUAGCACUCUGUGCGACCUCUGACCUUUUACAGUGUUGCAGUGUGGCUGUUGAGAGUCUGAGUGUCGCGCUGCACCCACUUUCCUCGUGUUCUCCUUUGGUUUGCCUUGAAUACUGUUACCGGACAAAGCGCAGCUGGACCGGGUUAAUAAAAUGCAUAUCGAGUAUUUGCAACACAGCACUCGGAGAAAACGUACGUUUCAUCUAAAACACUUGGAAGGCCGUGACAGAGGACGAAGCCGGCAUGAGAUGAAACGGUUGGAUGUAUCAGUGCUUUGCUGUCACAUGGCAGCCAUCUUAGAUGUGGUUGUAACCACUACAACAGUCUGAAGCCACUGCAUGAUCCCCGUGUCUAACCUUGGAUCCCACAGCAGCAGCAGCCUCUCCUUCCUCUGAGUAGCAUCUCUGUUAACCAACGCACACCCGGGUGUGCUAUGAAUGUGCCAAUUUGAAUAUGUUUCUUCUUCUCUUCUGUCUCUCUUUCUUACUCUGCUUCACUAAGCUGUUCUCUUGUUCUGCAAAGUGACCAAACGUACUCUGAUUUUGUAUUUUCUUCAGUCUCUUUCUCUUCCCUCGCCUCUUAUAUUGAAACUUGCUAUAAUGGUAACUGCUGUAUUGCUGUUUCUUGUCGUCGUAUUGAGGAAUGUCAUGUAGGCUAAUGACUGACAAUGUUUCAUUACUUAUUUUUUAAUAUUAUUAAUAAAUAUGCUUCUUGUAUUUAAAGCUGUGAAAUGCUAAAAUCUGUUUUUAUGACUUUGUCAAAUCAGUAAAACAUUGAAAUGAAA